Fonsecaea pedrosoi CBS 271.37 is the source of this 3747-nucleotide messenger RNA. RefSeq lists its product as uncharacterized. Gene Ontology annotation, molecular function: RNA helicase activity; nucleic acid binding; ATP binding. The record is from RefSeq and is a predicted model, not a curated record. Bases 1 to 3747 code for a protein of 1248 amino acids. The transcript has 2 exons. Lineage: Eukaryota; Fungi; Ascomycota; Eurotiomycetes; Chaetothyriales; Herpotrichiellaceae.
AUGGAUGACAGCGGACCUCUGUACAAUGUGCGCAUGAAGCGCGGCCAAGGCUAUAAUUCCUACAUCCAAGAAGUUCGCAUCGACAAUGCCGUCACAAUCACGCGGUUUCCAGAGAACCCGGUGCGGACGAGCGCUUCGAUCAGCGAAGCCGACACCCUGUCGCCUGAGCACACGAGAAGUGAUUCGGUGUCGAAAGCUGCGCCGGCGUCGGCGACGAAACCACCUCUCGAAAUGAACGAUAUCCUGGCGACGUUGACCGAGAGCUUGAAGAAAACCAGUGCCCCCGAAAUUCCACAGCAGCCGAAACUGCCGUACCUGCUCAAACUCGAUCCCAACGCUCGGCAUAACCAGACCGUGACCUUCUCGUCGAAACAGGUCAAGAGCAUUGUGGAGAUGAACAAUGCCAUGGGCUUUAAUGCUUCAGCCGCGAUUAAAGCUACGAGCCUAGGUCCUGGAGCAGAGGCUCGAAGCAGCCUUGCCACUCGGGACGACCUCAAUACCAACGACGUCAACUUCCUCGUCCACGUCAAGGUCGUCAAUGAGGCCGACGAUCGUAAGGAAGAAUGGUCGUUCAACGAGGUCCCCGGACUGAAUGAAGCGCUCGGAGACGACAAGGACCCAGGUGUAAUGAAGGAUGCACAUUCCAGAAGCGUGGAAUUCACCCGCAUCUACGGCGACUGCUUCAUCUCCGACUUCGUCGAGGGAGGCGAGAUCUACGCCUGGGUGGGCAUCAAGUCGCAAGACCGCAAGAACUCUCGACAACUGGCCGUCCAUGCGUCGGCGCAGUUGACCCCCAUGGGUCUCCCAGUGCAAGCUUCGGGGGAAAUGGAUGCUUCGCAGGAACGCAAUCGGCUGUUUUCUCAAGCCACGACCUCGAUCCGCAUCCAGUGGCGCGGCGGCGGCCAGAUCAAGAAUCACGACUUCCCCUGGGGCAUGGACAGUCUGAUCCUGAUCGCCAAUGCGUUUCCGUCGAUGGUGGCGGCGAAACCCGCAAAGAUCCGCGCCGUCUUGACCCCGUACACGGCCCUGAAGAGUUUCCACGACCACCGGCUGUCGAACCCGCGAAUACCGCUGCCGCUGACCUAUGACCACUGUGCCAUCUACACCAGCACGCUGUACGAAGACUUCAUGGCCUUUCAGGAUCUGUGUGAGAAGCUGAACGCCAUGAUCAAGGACCCCCAGGACUUUCGGAACCGUGACGACGACAAAGCCUCAAAGGAUAUACAAAAGGCGGCUCUGCAGAGUGGAGAUGCGAUCGCGACGACACGGCGACCUACCAUCGACUUUGGCACGUCGGAAAUGGAUGACCCGACGUCAGAGGCCUGGACAGACAAGAAGACCCGGGCACUGAUGAACCUCGAUGUCAUCCUUCGAGAUCCAACACCCAAGCUCACCAGCAUGGACCCGGACCCGCAGAAGCUCAGCAUGAUGAGACUGCUGUGUCGCUCUUCGAUGAUCUACAUCCAGGAGCAGGCCGCCGGGCUCGUGGUCGAUCCCGCGAGGUCAAUCACCAAACACGACGACCAGGGCCGGCACGUGUACAGUCUUCCAAAGUACAUCUGCCCCGGCGUCAUUCAGAGUAUAUUGCCCAUCCCCAAAUUUGACAACAGUGGAAGCGAGUGGCGAGACAAGGAAAUCGCCGACUUACAAGGCGUCGAGCAUAUCAGGAACGACCCAUUGAAUUACUCGUGGGAUGUGAUCGGAGAGCCCCUAUCUCCGUAUAAGAGUCACGAGCAUUUCGCCAUUGGAAAUUUCGACCUCGACGACGAAGAAUACCCCCAGCGAGUCGCCGUACAGCCGUUUACUGCCGGGUGGUAUCACAGCCGGCGUAUCCGGGACAGUCACAACGCCAUUAGCGGCAUCGGGCUCGGGUACGCGAACAAAAAGGCUGUUUGUCACCGCAACUGCAAAUCCGUCGAGGCAGAGGAGUCCGGGGGCGUCAGGAACGCCAGCGCGGAAGAGCGAGCGACCAUGUUCGCCAACAUGUACGUCGGGUGCAAGCCCGCGGGGGACCGCUGGAAACAGAUCGAAGACCGCAGCCUCAGCGCCUCGUCCAUCAACCGCGUCAACGUCUACUAUCGUCCCGGCGCCAACCGCAUCGCCGGCAUCGAGCUCCUAUCUGACCCCAACCCCGCCGAUUUCAACGAUGACUCGAAACGCGUGACACCCGUCUUCAUCCACAAAGCGUGGGACCCCGACGCGACCGCACAGAGCAGUGUGACAGCGAAACUGCCGGAUAAGAUGGACAUGCAGGCGCUGUACCCGGGGGACAAUGUCCUGGACGAGAACAUGGACAAGAACUGGAUGUUUGCCGGAUUUAUGGGCGCGUUUGAAAAGGUCGGGCCUCCGGGCAUGGGGCGGUUCAAGACCGGCAGGGUUUUGGUCAAGGUUGCGGUCACAUGGACACAUCUUCUGACCAUCUACACGAAAAUCCUGCCCUUGGAACACGGGCAACCUGCUGCGAAUAACCCUCCCUUGACUUUUCAGGAUCUUGGUGUUAUCGAGUCGCUAUGCGAGGCCUGCGAUUCUCUUGGCUAUCGAGCACCUACACCUAUCCAGGCACAGGCUAUCCCACUGGCGCUCGAAGGAAGAGACCUUGUCGCCCUUGCUGAGACAGGAAGUGGCAAAACAGCAGCAUAUGUCUUGCCCGUCUUGCAGGCCCUGUUGGAUCAACCACAGCCACUACACUCUCUGAUUUUUGCGCCAACCAGAGAACUUGCACACCAGAUCGCCGACGUUGUUGAAACGCUAGGUGCUGUCAUAUAUGUCCGGUGUGUUGUCCUGAUUGGGGGCGCAGACAUGAUGUCGCAGGCCAUAGCACUGGGGAAGAAACCAUACAUCUUGGUCGCAACGCCAGGCCGUUUACUGGACCACUUGGAAAAUAGUAGAGGGUUCUCACUACGACUCUUGAGAUAUUUGAUCAUCGACGAGGCGGACAGGCUCCUGGAUCUUGAUUUCGGGCCAAUCUUGGAUAAGAUCCUGAAAAUCCUACCGCGUAGACGGACCUUGUUAUUCUCUGCGACAUUAUCGAGCAAAGUCGAAGCUCUACAACGAGCUUCUUUGUCGAAUCCUCUCCGAAUCUCCGUGUCCUUGGAAAAUCAGACUGUCGCGACACUUCUUCAGUCGUACAUUUUCAUUCCCCACAAGCAUAAAGAUGUGUACUUGGUACAUCAACUCACUGACAUGGCAGGACGGACAGGUAUUAUAUUUACACGAACGGUCAACGAGGCUCAGCGAAUAUCUAUGAUGCUCCAGAGUCUGAAUUUCUCGGCCACGCCUCUUCAUGGCCAGCUUUCACAGAGAGCGCGGUUUGAAGCGUUGAACAAAUUUCGACGCGGAUCUCGAAAUUUACUCGUGGCUAGCGACGUCGCAGCCCGCGGACUUCACAUACCUUCGGUCGAUAUCAUCCUGAAUUAUGACCCUCCUCACGACAGGAAAACCUAUAUUCAUCGGGUCGGCAGGACUGCCCGUGCUGGGAAACGCGGUACAGCUCUAUCCCUCGUCACACAGUAUGAUGUCGAGCUGUGGCUAAGAAUAGAAGGCUCGUUGGGUCAGAAAUUAGAGGAGUAUUCAAUCGUCAAAGAAGAUGCCAUGAUGCUCUCUCAACGCGUCGGUGACGCUCAACGGAGUGCCGCGCUCCAGAUGAAGGAACUUCACGGGAAUAGAGGGAACCCAGGUGCCAAUCUCCGCCGUCGAAGAGUUCACAAACAGAAAGAUCAUGAUAACAUGGACCUGGAUGAGGGUUGA